AUGGCGAACGCACAUCCUUAUUUCCCUUGUUAUGGCAUUUCGGAAUGGGAAAUACAUCCUGCCAACAAUACAAUGGAUUUUGUCAUUCGGACGGCCACUGGAUGGGCCAUUCACGUCGACAUCAACCCUUCAUAUUUCCUCCGCUCCCCACGCCUCCUUCAAGAGUACAGCCGCUACAUGGAAGCCCUACGAACUCGUCAUCUAACGAUGGGCAGCGUAGACGCUUUGAAUUGGCUUGCCACUCCGUUUCGACUUGUCGUCGCAGAACUGGCGGAGCACAGUCCGCCUCUGCCGGCGGGGGUAAUUCCAACAUUGUGGCACUAUUUAUCCGCGCCCCGUGCCGUCUUCCAGCUUCAUGCGGUAGACGAAAACUUUCGGCCUGUCCGAAUAGCAUCUAGUCCGAGGUCGUUGACUGCCGUGGCCACUCGCAUAGAUGAACAGUUUCUAACAAUGCCCCAUCGGUGGACAGUGUGGUAUCAUCCUUGCAGAGUGCAGAUCGAUAUGCUUUUCCGGCAUAAUCCAAUGAUCAACCCACCUUGCAAAGUUUGGGCUUUAAGUAAGAAUCAUCAACCUGCUGUGUGCUAUUUCAAACAGUUUCGGUCUGGGUACGUCCUAGGGGAGGAGAAUGCAAAAUUGCUGGCACAGAAGAAGCUGGCCUUGGCACGGGGGACAGCUAAGAACCGCCAUCAAAUAUGCACUCUACACGGACUGGUGCUUGAUGAAUCUGGACACGGUUUCGUUGGCAUGCUCUUCGACUGGAUUGACGUGAGAGGGAUCAUGUCGCGCAACCAAGUAGCAUCUGCGUCUCACCAGCUGCGAGACAAAUGGGCGCAGCAGAUCAAAUCGUCAGUGGAAAAGUUGCAUAGUGUUGGGGCAGUCUGGGGCAACGCGGCGUGGAAUGAUGUACUCAUUGAUAGGAACGACAAUGCAUGGAUCACAGGUUUUGGGGCCAGCUAUUUGCCGGGUUGGGUAGAUGCGGACAAGAGAGGAACAGUGGAUGGCGACUUGCAGGGUUUGGAGAAAAUAUUGGACAUGCUACAACCAGCAUCACGAAGAGCGCCAACUUUCUUUUCUUUCUGA
Metarhizium acridum CQMa 102 is the source of this 1080-nucleotide messenger RNA. RefSeq lists its product as uncharacterized. NCBI's taxonomy places the organism in Eukaryota, Fungi, Ascomycota, Sordariomycetes, Hypocreales, Clavicipitaceae. The record is from RefSeq and is a predicted model, not a curated record.